Messenger RNA from Thecamonas trahens ATCC 50062, 927 nucleotides. RefSeq lists its product as uncharacterized. The record is from RefSeq and is a predicted model, not a curated record. NCBI's taxonomy places the organism in Eukaryota, Apusomonadida, Apusomonadidae. Bases 1 to 927 code for a protein of 308 amino acids. The transcript is spliced from 2 exons. Gene Ontology annotation, molecular function: oxidoreductase activity, acting on the CH-OH group of donors, NAD or NADP as acceptor.
AUGUGGUGGACGUGGUGGUGUGCGGUGCGGUGGCUGGGGCGAACGCAUGCGCUGCCGCGGCUGGCGCUGGGCGAGGCGCGGGUGCUGGUGACCGGUGGCGGCGGCGGGGUGGGCGGGCAUCUUGUGGCGGAGUUUGCGGCGCGCGGGGUGGCGGCGGUUGUUGUGGUGGACGUGGACGGCGAGCGUGUGGCGCGUGUGGUGGAGGCUGUGGGCGCGAGACAUCCAGCGGUGCGGGUGGAGGGCGUGGUGAUGGACGUGACGUCGGCGGAGGCGCGGCGCGGGCUGGUGGCGGAGCUGGCGGAGAAGGGACUCGCUAUCAAUGUGCUGGUGAACAACGCUGGGGUGGUGGCCGGGCGGCGGGUGGGCAGCGGCGAUGGGCGAGCCGAGGCGAUGGUGACGAGUCUGCGGGUGAACGUGGAGGCACCGAUGGCGCUGGUGGAGGCGCUGUGGCCGCAGCUGGCGGGCUCGGGCGAGCAGGCGCAGAUUGUCAACGUGGCGUCGACGAUGGGCCUGGUGCCGGCGGCAGGCCUCGCCGACUACUGCUGCUCCAAGUAUGGACUGGUCGGCUUCCAUGAGUCGCUGGCGCUCGAGGUGCGGGCAGACGGGCGCGACGGGUACCUCGGGCUCACGCUUGUGUGUCCGUACAAGAUCAACACCGGCAUGUUUGACGGGGUGCAGCUGCGGAUGCCGUGGCUCCUGCCUGCGCUCGAGGCGGACGACGUGGCUCGGAGCAUUGUAGAGAGCGUGGAGGCCCGGGAGGAGGUUGUGGUGCUCCCAUGGGCGGUCGGGGCCAUGUUUCCGGUGCUCGGCCUGCUGCCGCGGCGGGUGUGGGUGGCGGUCGUCGAGUGGUUCGGCGGGCGGCACGGGAUGGACAACUUUGCGCCACGCCCCGAUCGCGAACUGCCGGCUGCACUGCGGGCGAGUUAA